UCGCAAUGCAUUAUUGAUAAUAAUAAUUACUGGGACAUGCGCGUUCCGGCCGAAGGGGGGUAAAAUUUCCCAACUCCAGGAAUUGGUGGUGAAGAGGGGGCAAGGCACCACGGCUCUUCCCGGCGCCCCGAUGCGCGCACCAUGUCGAGGCGCAAGCAGGCGAAGCCCCAGCACAUCAACUCGGAGGAGGGCCAGGGCGAGCAGCCGCUGCAGCAGCCGAGUCCCGACUUCGCAGAGGCGCUGGCGGCGGAGGAACUGGGCGCUCCAGUGAACUCUCCGUGGAAUGGCGGUGAGGUGGCAGAGGACGCAGCCCUGGUGAAGCGGCCCCGGCGGGAGGAGACUCACAUCUGUGAGAAGUGCUGUGCGGAAUUCUUCAGUCCCUCUGAGUUCGUGGAACACAGGAGAAGUUGCACCAAGCACCCUCCUGUCCUCAUCAUGAAUGACAGCGAAGGGCCAGUGCCUUCAGAGGACUUCCCCAGAGCUAUCCUGAGCCACCAGCCGGACAGCCCAAGCAAUAAGGACAGUCAUCAGGAGAACUGUGGCAGCUCAGGGGACUUGAAGGAAAAGCUGGGCAUGGACUCUAUCCUUUACUUAAAGACAGAGGCUGCCCUGCCACCCACACCCCAGGACAUAAGCUAUUUACCCAAAGGCAAAGUGGCCAACACCAAUGUGACUCUGCAGGCACUCCGUGGCACCAAGGUGGCAGUGAAUCAACGGAGUGUGGAUGCCCCUGCAGUGCCCGUGUCGGCUGCCCACAGCAUCCCGUGGGUCCUGGAGCAGAUCCUGUGUCUGCAGCAGCAGCAGCUGCAGCAGAUUCAGCUCACGGAACAAAUCCGAGUCCAGGUGAAUAUGUGGGCCGCUCACGCCCUCCACUCAGGAGUGGCGGGUGCGGACACUCUGAAGGCCUUAAGCAACCACGUGUCUCAGCAGGUGUCAGUAUCCCAGCAGGUGUCUGCUGCAGUGGCCCUGCUCAGCCAGAAAACCUCAAACCCGUCUCUGUCUCUAGAUUCCUUGAAACAAGCCAAGCUACCUCAUGCCAGUGUCCCUUCGACAGCAAGCUCGUUGUCUUCGGGGUUUACACCUUUCACCCUGAAGCCUGAUGGGACCCGGGUUCUCCCAAACAUUGUGUCUCGCCUCCCGAGUGCCCUGCUACCUCAGACCCCGGGCUCUGUGCUUCUGCAGAGUCCCUUCUCCACCGUGACACUAGACCCAUCCAAGAAAGGAAAAGGGAAGUCCCCAAACGUCUCUGCCUCUGCUGCGUCGGAUGUCAAGGCCAAGGACGAGGGCGUCCUCAGCAAGCACAAGUGUAAGUACUGUAGCAAGGUUUUCGGGACUGAUAGCUCCCUGCAGAUCCACCUCCGCUCCCACACCGGAGAGAGACCUUACGUGUGCUCUGUCUGUGGUCACCGCUUCACCACCAAGGGCAACCUCAAGGUCCACUUCCAUCGCCAUCCUCAGGUGAAGGCAAACCCACAGCUGUUUGCCGAAUUCCAGGACAAAGUGGCAGCAGGCACCGCCUCCCCUUAUGCACACUCUGUCCCCAUCCCUGUAGACGAAUCAAGUCUCUCUGCAGACACUGAGCCUGUUCCUGUCACAGGAACCCCUUCCAUAGGGCUACCUCAAAAGCUCGCUUCAGGGCCUAAUUCCAAGGACCUCAUGGGUGACUCCCUACCCAACGAAAUGCAGCCAGGGCCUUCUCCAGAAAGUGAGGUGGGACUUCCACUACUUGGGGUAGGGAUGACACAUAAUCCCCCGAGGGUUGGGGCCUUCCAGGGCAGUGGGACCCCUGAGUCAGGGUCAGAGACUCUGAAAUUGCAGCAGCUCGUGGAGAACAUCGACAAGGCUACUACCGACCCCAACGAGUGUCUCAUCUGUCAUCGAGUCCUCAGCUGCCAGAGUUCCCUCAAGAUGCAUUACCGAACCCACACAGGAGAGAGGCCGUUCCAAUGUAGUGUCUGUGGCCGGGCCUUCUCCACCAAAGGCAACCUGAAGACGCACCUCGGAGUUCACCGAACCAGCACGGCCGUAAAGACGCAGCAUUCGUGCCCCAUCUGCCAGAAGAAGUUCACCAACGCGGUCAUGUUACAGCAGCAUAUCCGAAUGCACAUGGGAGGCCAGAUCCCCAACACGCCCAUGCCGGAGAGUCCCUGUGACUUCACCACAGGUCCCGAGCCCAUGGUUAUCAGCGAGAAUGGUGGCCCCGGCCCCGGCCCUCAGGAAGAUGCCAUGGAAGGCAUUGGAGCAGAGGAGGUCUGUUCCCAGGAUGCUCCUGGUGGCGCCUCAAAAGUCUCCACACCAGUUCCUAGUACCCACCUGGCAUCGCCCACUCUGGGCUUUUCUGUGAUGGUGCCUGCGGAUGCUCCAGGGAAGGGGGCUCUUCCCACUUUGGUCCUGCAGCGACAGAGCAGCCGAGAAAACGGCUCAGCAGAGAGUGACAACUGCUUGACCAAUGACUCGUCCUCGCUCAUGGGUGACCAGGAGUGUCAGAGCCGAAGCCCAGAUACCACGGAAACCAUGUGCUUCCAGGCAGUGUCCCCUGCCAAUAGCCAAACAGGAAGUGUCAAGUCCCGGUCUCCCGAGGGUCACAAGGCUGAGGGCGUCGAGAGCUGCCGAGUGGACCCAGAAGGUCGUCCCGGCCUCCCAUCAGCAUUUAUCCGUGCCCAGCCCACCUAUGUCAAAGUCGAAGUUCCUGGCACCUUUGUGGGACCUUCCAGCAUGUCCUCAAGCAUGACACCUUUGCUGGCAUCGCAGCCACGUCGACAGGCCAAGCAACACUGCUGCACUCGGUGUGGAAAGAACUUCUCAUCUGCCAGUGCCCUUCAGAUCCAUGAGCGGACACACACGGGAGAAAAGCCUUUCGUGUGCAACAUAUGCGGCCGGGCUUUCACCACCAAGGGCAACCUGAAGGUACACUACAUGACCCAUGGGGCCAACAAUAACUCCGCCCGUCGGGGCCGGAAGCUGGCCAUAGAGAACGCCGUGGCCGUGCUGGGUGCAGAGGGAAAGAGGGUGCCUGAGAUGUAUCCCUCGGUGCCUGUGGACCCCACCGCAUGGAACCAGUACACCAGCGUCCUCAACGGGGGACUGGCCGUGAAGACCAACGAGAUCUCUGUGAUUCAGAGUGGAGGCAUCCCCACCCUGCCCGUGUCCCUGGGGGCCAGCUCUGUUGUGAGCAAUGCCACGCUUUCCAAGCUAGAGGUCUCUCAGAGUGGGUUGAGCGGAAACGUGGAAAAGCCUGCUGUUGCCGACGGGGUGGCCAAGCACCAGUUUCCUCACUUUAUAGAAGAAAACAAGAUUGCCGUCAGCUAAGGUGGAAGAGGAAAUC
Messenger RNA from Acomys russatus (golden spiny mouse), 3325 nucleotides. It is a transcript of the gene Sall4, whose product is annotated as spalt like transcription factor 4. The record is from RefSeq and is a predicted model, not a curated record. The transcript has 4 exons. Gene Ontology annotation, biological process: regulation of transcription by RNA polymerase II. Gene Ontology annotation, cellular component: nucleus. Lineage: Eukaryota; Metazoa; Chordata; Mammalia; Rodentia; Muridae. The coding region runs from base 142 to 3309 and encodes 1055 amino acids. Gene Ontology annotation, molecular function: DNA-binding transcription factor activity, RNA polymerase II-specific; RNA polymerase II cis-regulatory region sequence-specific DNA binding.